CCUAACUUUACUUUGACGGUCCAAACUCCGCAAAAAACUCAAACUUUGGCUUUGAUAUUAAUUUCUUUUCCUAAUAAAAAAAUAUUAAAAAAAAAUAUUAGAGACAAAACUUAGAACCAUUUGAAAAGCAUAACCAAUUAAACCAUUGCUUCUCUGCUUAAAUAUUUAAAGCUCCAUUUGCCACCUGUGGUUCUCUGUCUCUUUUUUAUCUCUGUCCUCUCUCUCUCUCUCUCUCUCUCUCACAUUACUAUUUUCGUUGUCCAAAACGCGCAGAGAAUGAAGGGCCGGAGCUCCGGCAAAGUCUCUGCGAAAUGGAUUCCCAUUUUUUGCGUCUUUUCAUUCUUCAUUGGUGUGCUUCUCACCGGCAGAAUGUCGACACCUUCUGAAUCUAAUGGUCAGCUCAUCUCGAGUCGUAGACAUGAACAAGAGCUUCAAAUAGUUUCUGAGGAUUGCGCAACUAAAAAGAAACCUUCACAAGAAAAGGAUGUGAUGAACGAAAUUUAUAGAACCCAUGAAUCAAUUCAGCAUGGCAGAUCUCUAGACAAGCAAAUGGCAAUGAUUCAAAUGGAAUUGGCAGCAGCUCGGAGUUCUCGUGAGAUGGGCUCUUCUGCAGAUGGCUCGGAUUCGAAGUCGGUGACUAAUGAAGGAGGUUCUGUGAGGAAGAAAGCAUUCAUAGUUAUUGGAAUUAAUACUGCUUUUAGCAGUAGGAAGCGGCGUGAUUCGGUUAGAGAGACUUGGAUGCCGCAAGGGGAAAAGCUUAUUCAAUUAGAGCGCGAGAAAGGGAUUGUCAUUCGCUUCAUGAUUGGCCACAGUGCAACAUCCAACAGUAUUUUGGAUAGAGCCAUCGAUUCAGAAGAUGCUCAACAUAAAGAUUUCCUUAGACUGGAGCAUGUUGAAGGAUAUCACGAGUUGUCUGCAAAAACAAAAAUUUUCUUUUCAACGGCAGUAGCACAAUGGGAUGCUGAUUUCUAUGUCAAGGUUGAUGAUGAUGUUCAUGUCAACUUAGGUAUGCUUGCAUCAACUCUUGCCCGUCACAGAUCAAAGCCCAGAGUCUACAUUGGUUGUAUGAAAUCUGGACCUGUUCUUUCCCAAAAGAACGUCAAGUAUCAUGAACCAGAAUACUGGAAAUUUGGAGAGGAUGGGAACAAAUACUUUAGACAUGCAACUGGGCAAAUUUAUGCAAUCUCGAAGGAUCUCGCAACAUAUAUCUCCAUCAACCAGCCUAUAUUGCACAAGUACGCUAAUGAAGAUGUGUCGCUUGGUUCUUGGUUUAUUGGCCUUGAAGUCGAGCACAUUGAUGAUCGCAAUAUGUGCUGUGGUACUCCACCAGAUUGUGAGUGGAAAGCACAAGCAGGUAAUGUGUGCAUUGCAUCGUUUGAUUGGACCUGUAGUGGAAUCUGCAAGUCGGUAGAGAAGAUCAAAUUUGUUCAUGAAAAGUGCGGAGAGGGGGAUGGAGCUGUUUGGAGUUCGCUAUUUUAAAUUAGUGCUGCAUGUUACUUGGCCAAACAAGUGUGUGAAAAAUGUUUCAGCAGUCACAACUAUGCAGGAGACAGCUUAAUAGCUCACAUGGAGAAAAACAUCGUAUACAAUUGUGAUAUACAUGUCCUUCACGUUGCUCCUAAUUUUUGGGAAAGACUUGUAGGAGCUGGUGAACAUAACCAACCUGGUGCAAAGCUGUAUUGUAUCUGUUUCAUUCAAGAUGGUUAGCAAUUUGAUAGAUGAGAAUUUUAGAGAAACUGAUUGUAAAUGUUCCUUCCACUUGUACUUUUAGGUGUGAGAGGUGAUGACGGUAUUUAUUCACAAUAUUGUCUUUUCAUUUUGUUUUAGCUUUAAUAUAAUUUUUUUUAUAUUAGGGUUUGAAUGUAAGUUUCUAAUGCCCCCUUGAAGGGUGUCGGUUAUGUUAUAUUCUUUAAAUUUCUUGUCACUUUGUUUAAUGAAAGACCAACAAAAGGAGGGCAUUGCUUUAAUGCAUUUCUAUUUUA
Messenger RNA from Ziziphus jujuba (common jujube), 1982 nucleotides. Its product is annotated as beta-1,3-galactosyltransferase 7. The coding region runs from base 277 to 1479 and encodes 400 amino acids. The transcript has 11 exons. The record is from RefSeq and is a predicted model, not a curated record. Gene Ontology annotation, molecular function: beta-1,3-galactosyltransferase activity. Lineage: Eukaryota; Viridiplantae; Streptophyta; Magnoliopsida; Rosales; Rhamnaceae. Gene Ontology annotation, cellular component: Golgi membrane.